Elaeis guineensis (African oil palm) is the source of this 3737-nucleotide messenger RNA. The record is from RefSeq and is a predicted model, not a curated record. Lineage: Eukaryota; Viridiplantae; Streptophyta; Magnoliopsida; Arecales; Arecaceae.
UUUAACGCGUGGAGGCUCCUUUCCCCUUCUUUGGCAGGAAGGGGGCCUCGGAGAAGAAGAGUCGAGACGCAACUGGGAAUGUAAAUCCCCGGGAUGCAUGAGAGAAAAUCUAGAUUUAUGGUUUCUUCCUGGAUCCCUCCGAAUCUCCCCAUCUCUACCCAACUCCGAUCAAAUCCAAACCGAUCCUUCUAGGAUUCCUGGCGCCGCCAUUUCUUCCGGCCUCUCGCUGACGUCCCCCGCCGAUCUUGGCCGUCGAUUCUGGGGUUCCGACGGGGUGAAGGAUGUUCUCGCUGCAGAGCGACGCUCGCUUGCAUCAACUGCCGCCGCCGCCGCCGCCGCAACAGCAGCAACCGCCGCCGUCUGUGGUGGCGACGCAGCUGCAGCAGCUCUUCGGGGCGAAUGCGUCCGGCGGGCUAGGGUUCCACGGUGCCCCCAUCGGGAGCGCCGAUCUCGACGAGGCGUCAUUCCCUCUGCAACUGCUCGAUGACUCCGCCGAUAUCAAACCCUUGAUCGCAAAACCACUCGAAGGCGAUGAGGACGUGCAUCUGGUGCUUGCUCAUCAGAGUUAUAAAGCGGGAGACUAUAAUCAGGCAUUGGAACACUGCAAUGCUAUUUAUAGGAAAAAUCCAAAGCGCACUGAUAAUCUUCUUCUUCUUGGUGCAAUCUAUUAUCAGCUGCAUGAUUUCGACAUGUGCAUUGCGAAGAAUCAGGAAGCUCUUGCAAUUGAUCCUCAUUUUGCAGAGUGCUAUGGAAACAUGGCAAAUGCUUGGAAGGAGAAAGGCAAUAUUGAUCUGGCAAUUCGUUGUUAUCUGAUUGCUAUUGAGCUCCGGCCCAAUUUUUCUGAUGCAUGGUCAAAUUUAGCUAGUGCAUAUACACGAAAAGGAAGACUUAAUGAAGCAGCACAGUGCUGUCGCCAAGCUCUUGCACUUAAUCCUCGUUUGGUUGAUGCUCAUAGCAACCUUGGAAAUCUGAUGAAGGCACAGGGACUAGUUCAAGAAGCCUACAAUUGCUAUGUGGAGGCUCUACGCAUACGACCUUCUUUUGCAAUUGCUUGGUCCAAUCUAGCUGGUCUCUUUAUGGAGGCAGGAGAUCUUAACAGAGCUCUUACGUACUACAAGGAAGCAGUUAAACUAAAGCCAACGUUUGCUGAUGCCUACCUGAACCUUGGGAAUGUGUACAAGGCUUUAGGAAUGCGUCAAGAGGCUAUCAUAUGCUAUCAGCAUGCUAUACAGGCACGCACAGACUAUGCAACGGCUUAUGGAAAUCUUGCUAGUACAUACUAUGAACAAGGCCAACUGGAUUUGGCAAUUCUGCAUUACAGACAAGCCAUCAAUUAUGAUUCAGCUUAUGUGGAGGCAUACAAUAAUCUGGGGAAUGCUCUGAAAGAUGCUGGCAGAGUGGAUGAGGCUAUUAGUUGCUAUCAGUCAUGCCUUGCAUUACAACGUAACCACCCACAAGCUCUUACAAACCUUGGGAACAUACACAUGGAAUGGAACAUGAUGAGUGUAGCUGCUUCAUAUUACAAGGCAGCUAUAUCUGUUACUUCUGGAUUAUCUGCUCCCUUCAACAAUUUAGCGGCGAUCUACAAACAGCAGGGGAAUUAUGUUGAAGCCAUAGCUUGCUACAAUGAAGUCCUUCGUAUAGAUCCUUUGGCAGCUGAUGGACUUGUCAAUAGGGGAAACACAUUCAAGGAGAUUGGUAGAGUUAGUGAGGCAAUUCAGGAUUAUAUUCGGGCAGUGACUAUCAGGCCAACUAUGGCUGAAGCUCAUGCAAAUUUAGCUUCUGCUUACAAGGACACUGCACAUGUGGAAGCAGCUAUUAAGAGUUACAAACAAGCAUUGCUGCUACGUCCAGAUUUUCCUGAAGCAACUUGCAAUCUCCUGCACACCUUGCAGUGUGUUUGCGAUUGGGAUGACAGGGCUAGCAGGUUUGCAGAAGUUGAGGGAAUCAUCAGAAAGCAGAUAAAGAUGUCAGUUCUUCCAAGUGUGCAACCAUUUCAUGCUAUAGCCUACCCAAUUGAUCCAAUCCUUGCAUUGGAAAUUAGCCGGAAAUAUGCAACACAUUGCUCUUUAAUUGCUUCUCGUUAUGGACUCCCUGCCUUCAGACAUCCCCUUCCUAUUCCCGUGAAGGCUGAAGGCGGAAGUGGUAGACUCAGAGUGGGGUAUGUGAGCAGUGACUUUGGUAACCACCCCCUCUCGCAUCUUAUGGGCUCUGUAUUUGGAAUGCACAACAGAGAGAAUGUUGAGGUAUUCUGUUAUGCCUUAAGUCAAAAUGAUGGUAGCAAAUGGAGGCAGCGUAUCCAAUCUGAAGCAGAGCAUUUUGUCGAUGUUUCUUCCAUGUCAUCUGAUGUGGUUGCCAGAAUAAUCAAUGAGGACAAAAUACAGAUCUUAAUCAACCUUAAUGGUUAUACCAAGGGUGCAAGGAAUGAAAUUUUUGCCAUGCAACCAGCACCAAUCCAGGUCUCUUACAUGGGCUUCCCAGGGACAACUGGUGCAACUUACAUUGACUACUUGGUUACUGAUGAGGUGCAUAGAUGUCCUCAACUUCUUAUCAUGCUUAGAAGUUGCUGUUUACCUUAUGGUUUCCUUUUUCUUCCACGACAGUUUGUUUCUCCCACACGUUUCUCACAUAUUUACUCGGAAAAGCUUGUCCAUCUUCCUCAUUGUUAUUUUGUGAAUGACUACAAACAGCAAAAUCGUGAUGUUCUGGAUCCAGUCUGUCAGCAUAAGCGAGCGGAUUAUGGUCUACCUGAAGAUAAAUUUAUUUUUGCAUGUUUUAAUCAGCUUUACAAGAUGGACCCUGAUAUAUUUAAUACUUGGUGCAAUAUUCUUAAGCGUGUUCCAAACAGUGCAUUGUGGCUGCUGAGAUUCCCAGCAGCUGGUGAAAUGAGACUGCGUGCAUAUGCUGCUGCACGGGGAGUGAGACCUGAUCAGAUCAUAUUCACAGAUGUUGCUAUGAAGGAUGAGCAUAUCAGACGCAGUGCUUUAGCAGAUCUUUUUCUUGACACGCCCCUGUGCAAUGGCCACACAACAGGAACAGAUAUAUUAUGGGCUGGCUUGCCCAUGAUAACACUUCCUCUGGAAAAAAUGGCCACGAGGGUUGCUGGUUCGUUGUGUCUAGCCACUGGAGUUGGGGAAGAGAUGGUUGUUAGCAGCCUGAAAGAAUAUGAAGAAAAGGCGGUGGCUUUGGCUGAAAAUCCUGCAAAGCUUCAAGCUCUUACCAAUAAACUUAAGGCAGCACGAAUGACCUGUCCUUUGUUUGACACAGCCAGAUGGGUGCACAAUCUGGAGAGGGCUUACUUCAAAAUGUGGAAUCUGUACUGCUCUGGUAGACAUCCACAGCCCUUCAAAGUGACAGAACAUGAUGCCGAAUUCCCAUAUGACAGAUAGUCUCGUAGAGGAGGCCUUGUAAAUAGUUAAAGAGUUUCAGCAUACCAUAAGAAAUGUUGUUGUAGUUGAUUCUCCAAAUGAUGCACUGGGAUGUGUUUGCACAUCCAUGGUGUGGAAGGAGGGCAAGGAUUGUCUUAGGUUUUGCCCUUUCCAAUGAACGAUAUACCUUAAAGUGUUGUUGCUGUUGGGGGUGAGAUAAGCCUCGACCAUUUAGUUCAGUCUAUACAUCUAAAUUUAACAUGUGGAGUAUCUAUAGAAAGCAGGAGGUAUAUUUGAAGGAUAUUGUCAUUACCCAGUAUCUAAAAUUUAACAUUGAUAAUUAAGUAUAUUUUGUUACGCUUGCAAUUA